Molecule: messenger RNA, 2364 nt
Organism: Debaryomyces tyrocola
Lineage: Eukaryota; Fungi; Ascomycota; Pichiomycetes; Serinales; Debaryomycetaceae
Source: the annotation of a GenBank genome assembly
AUGGUAUCGAGAUCAAGAGAAGACUUAUCGCCUAAUGAAUCUCAUAUUAUAGAUGUUGAUAGUUCUUCACCACCAGGUGAUAAUCAUAAUUAUUUUAGUCAAGAAGAUAUAGAAUUGACCAAAAGUACUAAUGAAGCGCCAGUGUGGAAUAUACUACCUUCGUAUCAUAUGUAUACAACCACAAUAUAUAAGAGUUUCAAUGUUUCCGAUGAAAGUUUGACAGAGCCUCCAUCGUACGAAAACUCUUCAAUUCAUUCUACCAGUCGGUUGUCAAGUGUGUCCACGGCGCGGUCGAAUAGCACGGUUGCGCAAGGGUCUUCUUCCCCAUCAACGAGAGAAACAGAAGACAGUAAUGAUAAUUCUCAGAGAUUAAUAAUUGCGGAUGAAGGUACCAAUCUGUGGCAGGAUACAAUUCUUGAUAAUGUUCACAAACUUACCAAUUUAACGUAUUCUAAUAAGGAGGUUUCAAAUGCUGUGAAAAUAUCAAUUCAAUUUACGAAAGAAGUGGGUGAGUUAGGUAAAGAGCCGAUUUUGAUCGAUCCGCUGCUUCAUGAGUAUAAACAGGGAGAUCUAAUAAAUGGAUUUGUCCUUAUAACGAAUGAAUCUAAUCAACCUAUUUCAUUUGAUAUGUUUUACGUAUUAUUUGAGGGUAAUCUUACGGUUGCGAAUUCCUUAGAUGUAAACGAUAGGAAGCCAACAAGGGUUGAAAAAUUCUUGCAAAUGUUUGAUUUCAGCGCUUCGUGGAACCACGCACAUAUUAAUAGGCUAAUUACUGAAUAUGCAAAUGCAUACGAAUGCCCUUUGAUUACAGAUACAUAUGACGAUACAAAAAUGGCAUUUCCAGAUCGAAAAUUGCUUCCCGGUGUUACAUACAAGCGGUUCUUUACUUUCAAAAUCCCCGAAAACUUACUAGAUUCAGAAUGCGGACACAGUCUACUGGAUCAUACUCAAAUCCCACCCACUCUUGGAAAAUCACGGGCACAGGAUUAUGCUAAUUUAACUUAUAGACCUGACGCUUCUAAGACCAAGUCACUUUCCUUUAUCGAUACAUCUAUAAGCUACGGUGUACAGGCUAGAUUUAUCGGAAGAGCUUCGAAGUAUAAUGUUAACCUAUCUAAAAGAAAUGAUCCUGUUCUUAUCAACUCAAAGGGAGAUGAAUAUGUCAUUUUGAAAGAAACUAAUAGAUUUCUUAGGAUUGUACCACAAGUAAGAUAUUUGACCCCAGAUCAAAAGGCAAUAAAAAGGAAAGGAAGUCAAGUACUUUACAACAACUUGAUACAUCGAAGUAAAGAGAAAAUUAAAACUGGCCAUGAAUUAAUACAGUCAAUUGAGGCCAAUAAAAUGGACAAUGCAAUUGAAUUAGUCAAUAAAUUAUCGAGCCAAGCCUCUAGUGAUCAAGUCAAAUUCAAUCAAUUAUAUCAUUCCACAAGUGGAGCUGAAUGUAAAAGAGAUGUAAUCGAUCAAUUUAAUGAGCAAAACUACAAUCUUGUUUCACCAUACACAAAAAGGUCAAUUAGAGGAUCGAUAACUCCUAUCGGUACGUUGCAGGUUUCAACUCCCAAAUUGGAAUACAUCUUAAAAUAUAUUACACCAGUAGAAUUUCGAAGGGGCAUCGAUGUAGGUCAAUCGGACCUAGAUACUUGGAAUCUAAAGGUUCCAAUUGAAUUGACAUUCCGUAUUCCUCAAUUAUUAUUUGGAAAGAAGAAAAAACUUCCCACAAUAAAAUCUAUCCAAAGUGAUUUAGUAGUUUUAUCGAUCAAAUCUGAUAACUACCCUAUACCAAUAGAAAUUACUCAUGAUUUAUUAUUUAAGAACGAAGUGAAUACUGAAAGUGCUUUGAAGGAUCGUGGUUUACGUGAUCUGGAUGAUUUUUCAUCUAUUGUCAAGUCACAAUUUAAAUGUUAUCGGCUGGAAAUACAUAAAAUAUUUCAGCAAUUGCCACCAGACGUUUUUAAACUUGAGAACCUGUUAGUAAAAGAUAUUAAUUGCCUUUCUUCCCUCAAGGAAAAACAUAUGAAUUUACAGUUGGAGCAGUUGCAAUAUAAAAUCUCUGGUGAAGAGCCAGAAAGUGUUGAUUCGAAGAACUUGUCGAACUUGAAUUGGACGUAUCAAGAUAGUGACUCUGCUGGUCACGACGAUACCCAAUUGGUGUAUAAAUGUAAGUUUGACUUAUUGAUGGAUAUUGUGACUGCCCAUCUUAAAGUAAUAGGAACCUUCAAAAAUAAUAAUGCAUUCGAUGCAUUUAACUUAGUUCCUAGUUUUCAAUCUUGUUAUAUAGGCCGGUUUUACUAUUUGAAAAUCAGCAUCAGCCUUUCUAAUGGAGAUACUGUCCAUAUAAAAGUUCCUGUUGAUUUUGAAAAAUAG